Molecule: messenger RNA, 4691 nt
Organism: Austrofundulus limnaeus
Lineage: Eukaryota; Metazoa; Chordata; Actinopteri; Cyprinodontiformes; Rivulidae
Gene: matr3l1.1
Product: matrin 3-like 1.1
Molecular function (GO): zinc ion binding; RNA binding
Source: RefSeq, a predicted model, not a curated record
UACAGGAGAAGAGGUGGGAUAAUAUAAGUUUUCUUCUGCCCACACUUCUCAGUGUAUGAAAACUGUAUAUUUGUAAUGUUUCUGUUAGCAUCUGUUCAGUAAAACUUAACAAGAAGAAAGAGAACUUCAGCUAAAACAUUCCUUCACUGUGAAUUACAUUGAUUUUUCUAAAAUUUAUAAAUAAUAUUAGUAAGAAAACUAAAGGAUUUAGUUAGACUGUCAUCUUUCACACAUUUAUACAUGCAGACAACAGUUUCAGUCAGAUGUUUACAUACAGGAGUUUUGGUUCGUUUCCUGCUGCUUUACAAACAGAAGUAGUCAUGGCCUCUGUUAUCUUUAAGUCCUGCUGAGAAUCAGCUGUAAUAUUAACUAACUAAACAAAAUAAACUCAUGAAUCACUAACAUUAGCGCUGAACGUCAACCGGAUGUAAACCCUACAGCUUCAUCACACCACACCCACGAGGAAAAAAUCUGAAYAGAUUUUCUCAAAUUUGAACGAAAAUCGAUCCAGAUCGAUUAAAUUUAUUUAUUUAUUUUUAACGCAGCCCWGUGAUUUACUGACCUUUAAAUGCAGAUGUUUGGUUUGUUCCAGGUGAGCUCAUCAGAGGUUCUGGGUCAGAGCAGCUCCUCCUCCAGCUUCACAGAUUAAUUGUUUUCCUGACAUCUCUGUCCACAGGAGACGCUGCCAGCGUUUCUCCACAGGGCGCCGUCAUGUCUCACAACUACCCGUACAGACAGGUGCCGGCCGACCCGCGGUCUGACCUGCGGUCCGACCCGCGGUCCGACCCGCGGGCGUACAGCUCUGCAGGCRGCGCCGACUUUUACGGACGCCCCCGGGACUUGUUCCCCUCGUCCUCCAGUAGUUCUGCAGGGCCUCAGAGUCCUCAGGACAGUGUCCUCAGCCUCCUGUCCAGCUGUGGACUGGACCCUGAAGACCUGGCGGUCCUGGCCAAGCUUCCUGAGGACGUGCUGACCGUGGACUCUCUGCCACACCUCAUCAACCAGAUCAAAGGCAAGAAGGGGACYGUCAAGCCUUUUGUUCCCAGACCUCUCCCCGUCGCUCCUCCCUCCUCCCACUCCUUCAGCUCCGCCCACAGACCCUCUGCAAGCUCCACCCACAGACCGUCUGCAAGCUCCGCCCACAGGCCUUCUACAAGCUCCGCCCACAGGCCUUCUGCAAGCUCCUCCUCCUUAGACUGGGACAAGCUCCGCAGGCAGCCGGUACAGUACCCACUGCACAUGAUUUCAUCCUCCACCACUCCGUCUGACCUCCAUUCGGACCCUUGGGGGUCUCCGAGCUCUGUCAGGUCUUCAUCGGUCCAACCCGUGCAGGACACUGACCUCAGGCCACGCCUCUCAGACUAUGGUAAGGCCGCUUCUUCUUGCAGCUCAGUGGAACUCAAGCGGAGUCGUUCCUCUCACUUCUCGGAGCCCAGAUCAGCAGAUUACAGAUCAGCCCCCCCUCCUGACGAGCGCCGCCGCCGCUCGGGGUCGGCCGGGGUCAGGGAGCCGGAGGGACCAGUCCCUUCUAAGCAACAGGGUCUGGACUUCCACGGAUCGAUGCCGCCGGUGUACCCGUACUCGUGCUCGCUGUGUGACAUCACCGUGCUCUCGGAGAAGGUUUGGCUCGAGCACAUCAACGGGAGCGUUCACGCAGACGGACAGCUCAAGCUGCUGCAGCACCCACAGACAGAGGGAGGGUGGUGUGUGUGAAGUUUCCAGCUCAGUCUGUGGACGAGGCGUAUCUGCAGUCGUGCAUCGAGCCGUUUGGGAAGAUGGGAAAGAUCCUCAUGUUUCCUUCUGUGGCCUUCGUGGAGCUGGGUACUGCUGACCAGGCGAAGGACUUGGUGAAGUAUUACGCUAACAUGGAUCCAUCUGAGAACAAACGGCAGCUGGACUUCAGCGUCUCCAACACCUUCAGCUUCCUGCAGAGCUCUCAGGUGGUGAGCUUCACUCCGGCUCCGUCAGGAAGGGACGGGCGCUCAGACCUGCUCAGCAUCAUCAAACGCUUCGGCGAGCCGCUCUUCAGCCUCUUCCUGCCGUCCAAGGCGUUCGUUGAGAUGAAAGUUGCUGCCGACGCCAAGAAGCUGGUGGAUUAUUACUCCUCCAACAUCCUGAAGAUGAACGGAGACUCCAUCAGCGUGUCCUUCUCCACAGAGUACAAGUCCCUCAUGCGGGUCUCACUGGCCACCAGGUGUGAUGAAGAACCAACACAGACCGAGACGAGCGGCGCGAAGGAGCCUGGCACCGAGAGGAGAACUAGGUCCAGGUCCAGGUCAAGAUUGACAGGACGGUCCAGAAUCCGUUCUAGAUCCAGAGAAAGAGGCAGAGGGCGAAGGAGCAGGUCCAGAGACCGGUCUAAAAGAGAUGGACGAACCAGAACCAGGUCCAGAGAAAAUAGAGACAAAUCCAGCAAAGAGACUAAGUCCACAUCAGAGGACACAUCCAACAACAGCUCUGCUGGGCAGAACCAGACGGACAGGAAGACAGAGGAACCAGAAGGACCAGAGAGACCAGAAGGAUCAGAGAAACCAGAAGGAUCAGAGAAACCAGAAGGACCAGAGAAACCAGAAGGACCAGAGAAACCAGAAGGACCAGAGAAACCAGAGGAACCAGCCACAGGUGCCGAGACCAGACCUGCAGCUGAGCCUGAAGACGAGUCGGGAGCUGAUGCUGCUCAGGAGGAAAAACCGGGGGUGGAACAGCCGGAGGAGGAACAGCCGGAGGAGGAACAGCCGGAGGAGGAACAGCCGGAGGAGAAACAGCCGGAGGAGAAACAGCCGAAGGAGAAACAGCCGAAGGAGGAACAGCUAGAGGAGGAACAGCUGGAUGAAGAACAGAAGUUCUCUGCCGACGACAGCGACAUCGAGGGGAUGGAGGUGAUCGCUGAGGACGGAGAGCAAUUAAAGGAUGAAGAAGAGAGAAGUCAGGAGGAGGAGGAGAGUCAGGAGAAAACGGGCCGUCCUGAGGAGAUGGAUGCCUCACCUGAAGGAGAUGAUGACAUCGAGGUGAAGAGCAUGGACCUGGAUGAUGAGGAGGAGGAGGAGAGCGGGGUGAUGAUUGAGGAAGAGCAUGAAGCUACAGACAUGGAGGAUGACGAGGAGUCGGGUUUCCCGGUGGACCUGGAGAACUGCAUCACUCUGGAUGAAGUGGGCUCUGAUGAAGGUGGAUCUGAUCCGGAGGCUGGAUUUGGAUCUGAGGUCUCAGAGUCCAGCAGAGUCCUGUUCUUCAGCUCCAUGCCGGAGGACUACAGCGACGUGGAGUUCGUCCAGGUGAUGAAGGGUCUGGGGACGGUGGUCUGGUACCUCCUGGUGAACGACCGGCGCCAGGGCUUCAUCGAGAUGUCCACUCCCUCAGAGGCUCAGACUGCGGUCCAGGUUCUGGAAUCUGAAAUGGUCCUCCUGAACGGGACCAGACUGAUGGGCUGCUUGUCCCAGGAGUACCUCAGACUCACAGACGGGUGGGCCGUCCCAUCGAUCGGAGACGAGGGACAGAACCUUGACGAGUCCAGCUCUGACAGGACCGCUUUGGAUCAAAGGAUGAGGUCCAAAGACAUUCCAGAAGAGGACACAUCUGGAACGACAGAGCUGGAGACAUGUGAGACGCUCCAGGAGGCAAAGACCGACGAGACUUCAGAGCUGGAGACAUGUGAGACGUUCCAGGAGACAAAGACCGAUGAGACUUCAGAGCUGGAGACAUGUGAGACGCUCCAGGAGACAAAGACCGACGAGACUUCAGAGCUGGAGACAUGUGAGACGCUCCAGGAGACAAAGACCGAYGAGACUUCAGAGCUGGAGACAUGUGAGACGCUCCAGGAGACAAAGACCGAYGAGACUUCAGAGCUGGAGACAUGUGAGACGCUCCAGGAGACAAAGACCGACGAGACUUCAGAGCUGGAGACAUGUGAGACGCUCCAGGAGACAAAGACCGACGAGACUCCAGAGACAGAGACCACUUCAGUCAGAAGGACAAGGUCUAAAAGAAUUCCACAGACCACGUCAGACAGAAAGACGAGGUCCAGAAAGACUCCAGAAAAAGCUUCUCAGAGGAGGACCAGAUCUAAAGGGACUCCAGAAGAGACAGAGACCGUUCCUGAGACGAGUCCAGACACAAAGACAUCAGUGGAAGAGACACCAGAGACAGAAGUGUCUGAGAAGACUCCAGAAAAACUCACCUGUGAGACGGAACAGACAGGAAGAAAGACGGUAAAGGGUAAGACCCCGCCCAGGAAGAGUCCAGAGACCAGGACCGACAAGAGAAAGGGACCUCCUGAGGACGACGCAGUGCCUCUGAAAACCCCCAAGACAGACCCAGAAGACGAAGCUCUUAAAGAAACAAACCAAGCAAAGGAUGGGAAAGAAAAGUCCAGUCUGGACCGUCCAGAACCACCGGAGCAGGACUCUGACCAGCCUGCACCAGCAGAGGGUGCUACAGAACCAGAGAAACCUUCCAAACCUGUUGGACCAGAGUUUGUGCGUCCGGUCGUCGGAUACUUCUGCAACCUGUGUCAGCUGAUCUUCAUCGACGAGGACGAAGCCAAGCUGCAGCACUGCAGCACGCCGGAGCACUACAGGAAGUACCAGGAGAAGACCGGGAAGGAUCCGUGGUCCAGCUGAAUGUGGAGCAGUCAGUUUCCUGUAAAUAUUUUAGCUUUUAAAUUAAACAAAAUGUCACGUUUUAAUAAAACGCUU